This is a messenger RNA of Porites lobata, 484 nucleotides long. NCBI's taxonomy places the organism in Eukaryota, Metazoa, Cnidaria, Anthozoa, Scleractinia, Poritidae. The record is from the annotation of a GenBank genome assembly.
CAGAUAGAGAAAGGCAGAGAAAACGAGAAAGUAGGCGGCAAGCAAGCCAAGCUCAACGGGAGAGGGAGCGGCAGAGAGCUAGAGAAAGGAGACGAAACUGCUCUGACGAGCAGCGAGAGAGGGAGCAAGAGAGAAACAGAGAAAGGAGGCGCAAUUUUACUGACGAGCUACGGGAGAGGGAGCAAGAAAGAAGCACAGAAAGAAGGCGCAGUUUUACUGACGAGCAACGGGAGAGGGAGCAAGAACGAAACAGGGAAAGGAGGCGCAAUUUUACUGACGACCAACGGGAGACGGAACAAGAAAGAAGCACAGAAAGAAGGCUCAGUUUUACUGACGAGCAACGGGAGAGAGAGAGAGAAAGAAAGAAACAAAGAACUGAGGCGCAAUUUCACUGACGAGCAACGGGAGAGAGAGCAAGAAAGACGCAGAGAAAGGAGGCGAAAUUUCACUGAAGAGCAACUGGAUAAUGAACGAGAAAGAGUAA